Prinia subflava (tawny-flanked prinia) is the source of this 914-nucleotide messenger RNA. RefSeq names its product kinesin heavy chain-like. Gene Ontology annotation, cellular component: microtubule. The transcript has 10 exons. The coding region runs from base 90 to 914 and encodes 274 amino acids. NCBI's taxonomy places the organism in Eukaryota, Metazoa, Chordata, Aves, Passeriformes, Cisticolidae. Gene Ontology annotation, molecular function: microtubule binding; ATP binding; microtubule motor activity. The record is from RefSeq and is a predicted model, not a curated record. Gene Ontology annotation, biological process: microtubule-based movement; mitotic cell cycle.
UGCCGGGGCUGCGGGCCCCGCCCGCCCGGCGGCCCCAGCGCCGCCGCUGCCGCACCUGCCCCGCGCAGCCCCGGCGCCCGCCCGCCGCCAUGGCGGACCCGGCCGAGUGCAGCAUCAAGGUGAUGUGCCGCUUCCGGCCCCUCAACGAGGCCGAGAUCCUGCGCGGGGACAAAUUCAUCCCCAAAUUCAAGGGCGACGAGACCGUGGUCAUCGGGCAAGGGAAGCCCUACGUCUUUGACCGGGUGUUACCUCCCAACACAACCCAGGAGCAGGUUUAUAAUGCCUGUGCCAAGCAGAUUGUCAAAGAUGUUCUGGAAGGCUACAACGGCACAAUCUUUGCUUAUGGCCAGACCUCAUCGGGAAAAACACACACCAUGGAGGGGAAGCUGCACGACCCUCAGCUGAUGGGAAUCAUCCCCAGAAUUGCACACGACAUCUUUGAUCACAUCUACUCCAUGGACGAGAACCUGGAGUUCCACAUCAAGGUUUCCUACUUUGAGAUAUAUUUGGACAAAAUAAGGGACCUCCUUGAUGUGUCAAAGACAAACCUCGCUGUACAUGAAGAUAAAAACAGAGUCCCCUAUGUCAAGGGCUGUACAGAGAGAUUUGUGUCCAGUCCUGAGGAGGUGCUGGAUGUCAUCGACGAAGGCAAGGCCAACCGGCACGUGGCCGUGACAAACAUGAACGAGCACAGCUCGAGGAGCCACAGCAUCUUCCUCAUCAACAUCAAACAGGAGAACGUGGAAACCGAGAAGAAACUCAGUGGGAAGCUUUACCUGGUGGACCUGGCUGGCAGUGAGAAGCAAGGGAAGCCCUACGUCUUUGACCGGGUGUUACCUCCCAACACAACCCAGGAGCAGGUUUAUAAUGCCUGUGCCAAGCAGAUUGUCAAAGAUCUAGGGGAUGAUAUCUGA